This is a messenger RNA of Colletotrichum fioriniae, 1125 nucleotides long. NCBI's taxonomy places the organism in Eukaryota, Fungi, Ascomycota, Sordariomycetes, Glomerellales, Glomerellaceae. The record is from RefSeq and is a predicted model, not a curated record.
AUGGCAGACGAAAGCACAUCGGAUCGUGUGCUUCGUGAGGUCAAGGCGGAGUUGGCCGGCACGCCAUACUCCUUCAAGUCUGCACGCCUCCUCAGUGGAGGAACAACCAACUUCAUCUUUCAUGUGAAGCUGCUAGAGCCGCUGAUCGAUGGGACCGUCGAGGUAGCUGUCAAGCAUGGCGAGGGCUUCGUCGCUCAGAGUCCCGAUUUCAAUCUCCCCACGUCAAGAUGCCGGAUCGAAGAAAGCUGCUUGAAAGAUAUCUCAGCACUUCCACCAUAUACCGGAGGAAAGAUCAGCGUGGCAACACCGAAGCUGUUCUACUUCAAUGAGGAGACCAAUACCCAGGUUCAAGCAUACCAGCCAAGCCCCCUGAGCCUCAAGAACUAUGCAAGCCAGUAUCUCGCAGCCUCUAGUCUGGGAAUAUCAACUCUAGAGCCAGUCAAGUCGCAGUGCCUCGACAUUGGAAAGGCGGUGGGUAUGUGGCUUCGGUCAUUCCAUGACUGGAGUAACUCAAAAGAGCAGCUCAAGUUUCGCGAUAUUGCAGCAGGAAACAAGGAAAUGCAAACACUGAAGCAAUGGAUGAAUUAUGAACGACUCCCCAAUUCCAUCACACGAUAUCCGGAUAUUCUGGGUGAUUGUAAUGAUAUCUUUGCAGACAUCGUGGACAGCGUGAAGAGGGAGAUGGUAGACGAGAAAGCCCUGCAGGUCAUACACGGCGACUUCUGGACCGGAAACAUUCUUCUAGAGGGGAAACCUUGGGAUGAUGAGCAUAACCGCCUUCUUGUUGUCGAUUGGGAGAUGUGCCAGCUUGCAGUCAAACCUCUUGAUCUAGGCCAGAUGAUUGCGGAACUAUACGAACUGAAGCUAUACAAAGACAUGGAAGCCGGAAUCUGGUUUAUCCAAGGUUUCGUCAGCGGCUACGGUGUAAUGGAUGCCGACUUUGCCUUCCGAACAUUACUUCAUGUUGCCGUCCAUCUCAUCGGGUUUGGCACAACAGUGCAGGGCUGGGGCACGCAAGACCAAGCGAAGGCAGUGGCAUCUGAGGGAAGGGAAAUUCUGAAGAAUGCUUGGGCGAAGGACCGUGGAUUCUUUGAGAAGCAUCCCCUAGGCUGCAUCUUUUCAUGA